This is a messenger RNA of Contarinia nasturtii (swede midge), 986 nucleotides long. RefSeq names its product RWD domain-containing protein 1. Gene Ontology annotation, biological process: cytoplasmic translation. Bases 163 to 894 code for a protein of 243 amino acids. The record is from RefSeq and is a predicted model, not a curated record. The transcript is spliced from 4 exons. Gene Ontology annotation, molecular function: protein binding. NCBI's taxonomy places the organism in Eukaryota, Metazoa, Arthropoda, Insecta, Diptera, Cecidomyiidae.
AAAUUUGUUCAACCUAAAAUACACUUCGUAUUCGGAAUUUUGUUUUCCUUUCACAAACUUAAUAGCGCCGUGUUUUAUUUUCGUUAAUUUUUUGAUUUUAUUCCUUUUUCGACAUCUUUCGAACCGAUAACAAUUUUAAUCACAUAACAAAAAGAAAACACAAUGGAGAGAAAUUAUGCUGAAGAUCAGGCUAACGAAAUCGAAGCACUCGAAUCAAUUUAUUGUAAUGACAUCGAAGUGGUCAGCACAAGUCCACAUAAUUUCAGUAUAACAAUAUCAACGGAAGAAUAUGAUGCCGAAACAGACAGUAAUGGGCUAUCGUGUCAAUUGGUUUUUACCUAUACAGAAAAAUAUCCAGAUUCGGCACCAUUGGUAGAAAUCGAAAGUCCCAUUAAUUUCGAAGAUGAUUUCGAAGAAAAGUUAUUAGAGCACAUCAGUGAAACGAUCAACGAAAAUUUGGGCAUUGAAAUGAUAUUUUCAUUGGUGAGCAGUGCACAAGAAUGGUUGAAUGUAAAAUGGGAUGAUUAUAAAAAGAUAGAAGAAUCACGGGCCCAGCAAAAACAAAGAGAACUCGAAGAAGCUGAAAGGAAAAAAUUCGAAGGAACACGUGUUAGCGUCGAAACGUUCCUUAAAUGGCGUAACGAAUUCGAGCGAGACACUGGUUUAGUGGAAAAACGUGAAAAACAAGCGACCAAAAAAUUAACCGGUCGCGAAUUGUUUAUGCAAGAUAAGACAUUGAAUGAAUCGGAUUUGAAAUUCUUAGAAGCUGCUGGCGAACCAAUUGAAAAUGUUAAAAUCGAUGAAUCACUUUUCCAAAAUCUCGAAGAUUUGGAAUUUGGUUCAGACGAUGAUGAUGACGAUGACUACGUUCCCGGCGCUGAUGAUUCCGACUAAAGGCCAUUUUUAUUUGUUAAUUAGUUUUUUAAGUGAACAAUUAUAAAAUUCAAUGAAUAAAACUAAUUGAUAGUAUCUUAUUGUAAAAGAAA